CGUUUGGCUUUCAUCGGACUAGUCUCCCGGUUUCUAUCUUGGUGCCUUAGUUACUACUUCCACGAUACUAAUUAGCCUUUAACUGGAUUCCUGCAAAUAUGGCAAAGUUUGAAUCUUUCUCACAUUUCUUGCAAAGAAUUGCCCUCUUAGAGCAGCAGCAACCACACCAAACUGAUUCCCCCCAGGCGUUUGGAGAGUCAAGACUGGAUCUUGAACGCCACGCUUUCUGCCACCAUUCCGAGUGGCCGUCUCCCUUUUCAUCACACAAAGUUCUUUAUGUGGUCAUCGCGUGCCUGGGCACCUUCGGCCCACUGGCCGCAAUAGGUUUCCAAGAGCGCGGGGAGACGGGAGCGGCGAGUCCUCCCCUACAAGCCCUUCAGCCGGCGUCGUCAGGCCAAGUGGAAAAACGCACUGACGUGACCCAAAAGCCGACAAGUCCGCACCUCCUCCUCCCCGGGGUCCCUUUGCUCCGGCAAACUCAAUCUCGCCCAGAGCAACGGACCGGAGCGGGAGUCGGAAACGACGUCGCUGCCUCGGCGGAGACGGAGAGCCCGCGGCCGCGAGGAAAUGCCGGAAGGCGUCCGAGACCCGCUCAGAUGACAUCUCUUCUAAUGCAAUGAUCCAGCAGUCACAGAAUGAAUUUGACAGCAGUGUGGAGAAAGCGGAAGAUUGGAUGAAGACCAUCCAGGAGAGACUGCGGAUCAAUGACGAUACUAAAGGGCCUCGAUCUGCCUUGGAGGCCAGACUCAGGGACACAGAGAAAAUCUGUGCAUUGGAACCUGAAGGCCGGUUGAAAAUGGAUCUGGUCCUAAUGAAGGCUGAUGCUCUACUUCAGUGUAUCAGUGAGGAACAAAAGCAUGAAAUAUUAUCCAGGCUAAAGGAUGUUAAAGCCAUGUGGGAAGAAACAGCCAUAUACAUUACUCAUUGUCACAGCCGCAUUGAAUGGGUGUGGUUGCAUUGGAGUGAAUACUUGAAGGCCCAAGAUGAAUUUUACACCUGGCUUCAUAAUACGAAGGUGACCUUGGAACCUGACAUAGAGUUGCAGCUUGGCUUAAAGGAGAAGCAGUGGCAGCUUAGCCAUGCUGAGGUCCUACUGAAAGAUGUUCAGAAUCGGUCAUCUUUGUUGGAUCGGCUGCUAGAGGAAGCCCUAUCUCUGUAUAAUCGGAUUGGAGAUGCAAGUGUUGAUGAAGAUGCCAGGGAAAAGAUGAAGGAGGAAUAUGAAGAUAUCAAGAACAAAGCAGAGAGAAGAGUGAUGUUACUUGAAAAGAUAACAACAGAGCAUAAGCGAUAUAAGACCAAUGUGGACCAGUUUCAGUUAUGGCUGACUCAGCUAACAGAAAGAUUAAACUGCUGCCUCAAUCAAGAAUCAAAGCUGCCAGCAGAAAAUAGAAUUAAAGCAUUACAGGACAUUACAAAUGAUGUAAGGAGUGGAGAAAAGAAAUUCAAACAUCUGGAAGCACAGUCUGUAGAUGUGAUGCAAAACACCUCUCCCCUGGGGGCAGAAAAGAUGAAGGCUGAGCUUGAGGAGCUAAAAAAACUCCUGGAGAAUAUAAAGCUAGUGAGUGUGGAGGAAGAGGAGAAACUGCUGAAGAUCCUUCAGUCUGAAAACACCUACCACAGCCAGGCCAGGCUGCUAGAAGCUGAUGUUCAAGAAUUCCGUAAAAGGCUGCAAAGACUAGGAAACCACUUUGAAAAGGAUGAUGUUGUAAGAAGCGAUGAAGAUUUAAUUUCUUUAUGGAGAGAGUACAUGGCAACAAAAGCAAACCUUACAACAGAAGAACCAAAGGCUGAGAAACUGAAGAUUCAACUGAAGGAGUUGUUCAAAUUUUCACAGGACUUGCAGCCUCUUUCUGAGAGUGUGAUCCAUGCCAUACGAGAACAUCAAAGUCUGAAGGGGAAAAUGUUUAAAUUGAGCACAGAGAUUGAAACAGAGUUGAGGCAACGCUUCCAAAAUCCACUGAGGGAGUUUCAGCUGUGGAAACCAUCAGCUCAGCGACUCCUGGACACCACAGCCCAUGUUUCUGAUCCUGCACUGACAGAUGCAUUCUUGCGUCAGAUUGAGAUCUUUCUGGUUGAAAGCUCCCAUCUUAAGGAACAACUCCUGAAAGUCCAGAUGAAAAAUGAUUUCCUGGGUAAUAUUUUCAAAGAGGAGAGAGCAAAGUUACUCUUGGAGGAGGUUGGUGAUGCUACAAAGGAAUUAGAAAACCUGCACAAAGGGCUACUCCAGAGGAAAAGCAGGUUACAGGCUUUGGUAUCACAGCAUAAAGACUUUGAUGCAUCCUUCAAGCUUCUGCAAACACAGUUAUCUGCUCUCAGAGUCAAGCUAAGUGCAGAAAAAGAACUGCUGCCAGAUCUUGUGGGCAAAGAAGCCCGGUUGCAGAGGCUAGAGAGCGUCCAAGGACACCUGGAUGAAUGUGCAGUCCAAAUGGAAGAAAUAGAGAAACUUGUUCAGUCAGACCCAGCACAGAUGCAUAAAAUAAAACAGUGUUUUUCUGACUAUCACAUACUUAAGAGAUCAUUGGAGAUCAUGAUUGCACAAAAUAAGCAACAUAUUCAGAAACACUGGGCUUUUAAUGACAAAUUAUCAGAUCUCCAACAGUGGCUUACCAUGACCAAACAGAAACUGGAAUAUUACUGUGAUGCUACAACUCACAAUGCAAUUUUGGACUUGGAGAGAUUGCAAACUGAGUUUCCAGGUAGAGAGAUCCAGUUACAUCUCAUUGAAGCCCAUGGGCAUUUGGUUAUAAAAGACACUUCUGCAGAGGGAGCUGUGACUAUCCAGGCUGAAGUAAAGAAGUUGAAGGACUCAUUCAAGUUUCUUGAAAACCUGAUGUCACAGACAGCAGUUGAUGUGAGUAAGAAGAUAGCUUGUAUAGACAGCAGGCGAAUGGAAAAGGUGGCUGUUUCUGAGCACUUACGGAGGAAAAUGGCUAAGGGGGAAGAUACCAAUGAACUCCAACUUAUUAAGAACUUUGAACAAUGGUUGCAAAGAGAAAACAACAAACUAUCCAAAAUUCUUGCCUUGAAUCCAUCAAACAGUGAAGAGGUCAAGGCAAGAUAUAGCAAGCUAAAGGAGCUUCAGCUUAGAGUCCCUGAAGGUCAAUAUCAUUUUGAAGAACUUCUUCAUCUUCAACCAGCUGGCCAGAACUGGGAUGAACUAGAGGAGUUGCGUUACCAAUGGAUGCUCUACAAGUCCAAACUGAAGGACUCCAAUAACACAUUGAUGACAAGCUAUUUCAAAGAACCAAACCUAUUCAGAAAGGGUCAACCGGCAAGUGCAUGUUCCUUCCUACGUCGUGUGUGCUGUGCAGCUUUACCCCUCCAGUUGCUGCUGUUGCUUCUGCUACUCCUUGCCUUUCUGCUCCCUCUAGCAGAGGAGACCCACAGCUGCAAGCUUACCAACAACUUUGCACACUCCUUCAACUUAAUGCUGAGACAUGAUCGCCCACCGCCAAUUUAAGUUCUCCUCACCUGCAGUGCAGCUAAGUUGACAGAUUGCAUUUUCCCACUGGUUUUCCCCUGCAGAUCUUUAUCUUGUAUAACUCCUUCCAGAAUCAUGGCAACUGUUAAGGAGUCCAUUUAAACUGGAAAUUUGGUUAAAUGACCGCCAUUAUCCAAUUAUGCUCAGGCUGGAGAAAUGAAGUAUUCAUAUUUAGAGCUAAAACAUGUUUUUUAAAAUAUAUGGCUAUAUUUAUAUUGUAUAUAUGAAAAAUAUCCUGACAACAGUAUUUUCAACAAAUCCUGCUCUUUAUUUGAGUAUGUCUUUGUUGAAAAAUAGUCUGUGCUAAGCACAAAAAUAAAAAGAAUAAUAUAAGAAGGUAUGAAAAAUAGCUUACCACCCAAAGGUAGCAGCAGCCAUGUAUCGUUCUCCUUCCUGUGUUUUUACAUACAUCAUGCUUUGUUUACCGAUUGAAAAAAGGUAAUUGAUUAAUUUAGCCAGUUAAUUCCUUAUUGAAUCUAUAUAAUAUGCAUAAUCCAGAUGUGGAUUUUCUACCCAACUCUUCCCAUUGAUCACCAAGGCUAUUGCUAAUAGGAUAUUCAUCUGACAAAAUACAGAUGUAUUCGAAGCCCUGUAUGCAAAGAUGCAUGCAUAAGCUGGAAAAGGCCUUAACUUAUAUCCUGGGAAGGGAAUGAGGGAUGCCUCUUUUAAUAUGCCACUUGCCCUCUGCAGAUUUUAUGUGUGCCUGUAUGAGAAACAGUAUAUUUUUUUAAAUUCUCCUGUCCAGAUAAUUGUAAUUGAUUAUUGUUAAAGGGAAGGCCAUAACUCAGUGAGAAAUAACAUUUUGUGUGCAAAGGAUUCCAGUUGCUAUCUAUAGCAUUGAAGUUUGGGUUUGUUUGAAUCUCUGGAGAUUUGCUACAGAAAACAUUGCACUAAAUGGUCCAGUGGUCUGAAUAAAUAUGUUGCUGCUUCCUAUUUCCCCAUAUUCAUUGGUUAAUGUCACCCCACUGACCAUGUGUCUUUCAUUGUGGCAGUUGCCAAUAUCCUCAUCUCACAUCUUUUUAUGUGUACACCUUACUAGCAGAAAGGGGAAACCACCAUGGAGUUGCCCUUUGGAUCCCAACCAUGAUGGAUUUUUUAAUCACAUCUCAUUAUACUUAAUGCUGAAAUAGAGUGAAAACAACAAAAUUAACAAGGCAUUCCUUGUUAAAUUCCCUUGUUAAUUUUAUAUGAUAACAAAAAUGCAGAAGCAAAUGGCAUGCAGUCAUAAAAAUAAAAAUAAAUUUUAAAAAUCAGGCUGGUUCUUUGGACCAGCCAUUCUCUCUCAGCCCAACCAACCCUGGUCAUAUUCCCCAAGAACAAGUAUUAGAUGACAUAAAACCUCUGAUCUUCAGGGUGGCAUAUAGUCAGCAUAAUUAGUAGUUAUGAAAAUCUUAAUUUGUCCCAUCAGUUUAUCUGAUCCCUUUUCUACAAGCUGUAAGUGAUGAGACUUAGAUUCAUGUCAGUGAAACAGUUUACACUGCAGAGGCAAUAUGAUUAAUUCCACCAAAGCUGAAGUGAAUCAUGACCCGGAUUGCCUCAACAAAACCAUUUGGGUGGCCUCCUACCACAUAGGCCAGUUUGCAGGAGAAGAUUCUUCCCAAUUUUUUUCUCAACAGGACAGUUCCCAAGAUAGGCAGUUCUGGGAUUACCCACAUUGUACCUCAGAGCUUCCUGGCUUAGAAGACCUCAAUGUUGGGGUUUUGGAAAAUAGUUUGCAUAAGACAAGCACCAUGUUCUCAGGAUCAUUUGUCUUUUCCUUUGGGAAAUGUUGCAGAGGAGAUCAUCAGUUACCUCCUUGAAACUACAUGCACGAAAUAUCUGGCCAACUAUCAAAUGAUCACACUUGAAUGGGCUCCAGAUUGACUGCUUUGGAUGCACACUACAAUCAAUCACAGCAUUCAUUGAAACUGCCAUACUAAGAAGCCCUUGAGCAGUAUGAUGGGAGAAAGCUCCUUUCAGUCUUCCUCUGUAGCACUAUCACAAGGAACUCCUCUCAGCCUUCUACCACAGAUAAAACUCUGUAGGAGAUCGCUGAAAGGUGGUACACAGUAUGGUGAGAUGAACCAACAUGGUUGCUUCACUCUUAGAACCAUUAGGGCCAUAUUGCUUUCCAAAGGUACUUUAUGAAAAUCUCUAUUAAAGUUACAUAGCUCUACUUUCUCCAUUUUGUGGAAAGAAAUGCCAACAUAACUACACACUGCAUGAAAAAGGAUUUAUUUUUGUUUAUUCUCAAUUUCAUACUAUUCAGCUAGAUUGGAUGACUUGGAAUUCUCCUAAAUAGUAAACAGGCAUUGAGAAUAUAUAUCUGAUUGUUCCCCACAGCAUAGUUAAAUCAGAGAUGGCAAACUGUAGUUUGGAUAGAAUCAUAUAAUGUGUUUUUAAAUAUUCUGUGUGUGUACUUUAGCUGGGUUCACACAUCAUGCUAAAUCAUAGUGUGGUUUUCUUUGGUUUUUAGUUUACCAUGUAAAUCAUGGUUUGUGGCUUAGCACAAUUUGGUUUCUUCAGACAGCAUUGUUAAAAAAUGAAAUAGCUGUGAUUCACUGCACUGUAUAAACCCGGUCAGUUUCUAUAAAUAAAAUCAGCCUUCUAUUCCAAGUAAAUAACCCAGUAGAAGACCUAUUCACUGCCUUCUUAAAUCUUACAAAAUAUUAAAUAUGUUUGAACAUAGUAUGGAUAGCACAGCUGGAACCCUGAGCCAUAUUCUGAAUCUGCAAAGACACUCCAAUGUAUCCAGGAGAUACAGGAAGACAUGAAAAGGAGAGCAAGUGGACAGAAUAGAGAAGAGGAACAAUGUGGAAGGCAAAUUGGCCAGCACAAAAUAAAAGUAUAGUCCUGAGAUGCUCUCAUAAAAUAAUUCUGUUAGUUCAAAACAGGGCUGCUGGCUUUCCAACAAUUCAGUGGACCUCUCCCUUCCCCAGUAACAUGACAGACAUGUAGAGGUUAUUUUUUUAUCUCAAAUACAUGAAAAGCUUCAUCUGCAAUUUCUACACUUCAGGUAGAGGAGUACAAGAGAAGGUAGGGCUGAUUUUAUUUAUUUAUGUCCCAUUUUUAUUUUUAUAAAUAACCCAAGUUGAACAUUCUUCCUCUUCCUUCUUCCUUCUUCCUCCUAUUUUCCCCCACAACAACCACCCUGUGAGGUGAGUUGGGGUAAGAGAAUGUGACUGGCACGAUGUCAACCAGUUGGCUUUCAUGCCUAAGGUGAGACUAAAACAAAUGGCUUUCUGGUUUCUAGUCUGAUGCUUUAAUCACUGCCAUUUUUUUUCAGUUGUAGGCAAGACUCUGUUUUCAGGGUCAUUAUAGGGUAGGUUGUAUCAGUCUACAGAUUGAUGUAUUUGGCAGGAUGCAGAAUUACACCUGCAAAACAAUGUUAGUAGCAGAUUAGCUUUCUAAUGGAAUCCUCCAAGAAAAAAAUCCUUUUGCAGCUUGAGUUGGUCCCCCAAGCCCCCCCCCAGCAUGAAAAAAUGCCUUGUGUACAAUUGUACAACAGAUCCAAAGUCUCCAUCUUGUCUCUGUAAGUCUCCUAGAGUCCAGAAAGCAAUAAUAUGACUUCCCCCUCAACUACAGCUAACAGGCAGAUCACAUGAGAUAUUGUUCUAAGGAAGCAGCUGAUAAAAUGUAGGAGAAUUUUGUUCAGCUGACUUCAACCCUAAUUCAAGGAAGAAGAUAAUUUACCUUUCAGUAAUUCCCUAGAUAACACUUAGCUAUUGCAAUGAAUGUUUUGCUUAAUGUAUUAUGUGGUUUACAAACCAUGCUUUCUGGUUUAGUAUGUUGGCCAAAGCUAUUUAUGUUUUAUUCAGUAUACCACAACUGUAGCUUAGUACAACGGUCCCCAACCCCUGGUCCGUGGUCCGGUAUGGGGCCACGGCAUGCCAGCAACUGAUCUGUAGAAACAAGCAAAGCCCCAUCUGUGGGAUGCAGGCAAUACACAAAACCAAGCACCCUCCAGUCCAUGGAAAGACCUCUCUCCACGGAACCGGUCCCUGGUGCUGAAAAAGGUUGAGGACCUCUGGCUUAGUAUAUGUGAGAACCCAACUGAAGUUCCACACACAUCUAUUGGUAAGGUUUUCUGCAAAGGAAAGUCCCUUAUAUUCCUAUUAGAAGGAUGUAUGGUCUUCUAUGAAAAAUAAUGAUUGCAUUCUGUGAAUAUGUGCCAUCAAAAGCCAUCUAGGGAGGGGGGGGAAAGUCUUAUGUGACUCUCCCUCCAGUCUGUACAAAGCUUGUGUUUUCAAGAAAACUCACUGUAUGCAUUGUUAACAAGAACAACAAACAAGACCAGCUGCAGCACAUUCAGUCUGAAGGCUUAGAGUCUAAAGCAAAAGGGGUAUUACUAGUUCAAUGGCAAUUCCAAUCUUUUACCUUAAAUACAGAAAUAAGUAUUGAAAUUAAGAGUUAGCUGAAAAACAGGAAUUGGCCACUCUUCAGUGCACACUAAUUUAUAAUAUGUCUUAGAGCCUGUUAUUCUUUGGAUUGAUUAUUAUUAUUAGAGGUAAACCUGAACUGAGACAUCAUUCAGAUGAGUUCACGUAUUUUUCUCUCCAACUUUGCAUGGAGAUGUAUUUCUCUUUUGUAAUUCAAAAUAUUUAUGGAGAUAAAAUUGCAUUUCCUGAAGUUCCAGGGAAUGCAAAUAUAUGAAAAGCAACAUUUAUAUCUGAUUUGUUAUUACCUUUUAAACCAUGUUUUGAAUGCUAAAUCAUUUGCCAGGAUGCCUGCUAGUUGAAUAAGCAAACUGCAUGAACAGCCCAAUAUAAAAACUGAUUCCAGUCUUGGGAAUAACAAAAGAGAAAAAUGUCAUUCUGCUUCAUAUCCACGUAUGGUUCUAGUCAGCUAUUCUGACUUUAUUAAAUAUUAGUGAGACCGAAACCUACAGUGAAUAAAUUGUGCUUUCCCCUGUGAAAAACACUCUGAAACAACAUAGCUUGGUUUCCGUGUUCAGGAAGGUUGGCAAUCGGUUGUCCUCUUAACAUUUUUAUUAACCAUUCCCUCUCAUGGACCACAUAGAUUGGGAUUGGCAAUUGUUGAUCCACCAGGGGGUGCCAGGCUGUCUCUCUGGCAGAAGAUUCCUCUCUGCUUCUCCACCUUUUGUAUUCCUGUGUAGCCCUUCAUUUUGACAUAGAAGCAAGUUAGUUACGGACUGCAUGAAUGCUUCAAUUUUCUAUUUCUAUAUAAUGUCUGGCUUAGUAUUUAUCUGACUUUGGCUGACCUUGAAAAGACAUGUUGUGUUUGAUUUAAUUAGUAGUUGGAUGGGAGACUACCUGGGUUGUGAACUAGACUGUGAAGUCAGAAACAUUCUGGGUGAAAGCAAUUGCAAACCACUUCCAUAUUGUUACAAAGAAGGAUGCAUUCAUAACGUCAUCAGGAGUUGAACUUAAAGGGGGCUUUGUAUACUUACAUCCCUCAAGCAAACCAGCCCAGAGUAUAAGAGAACCUAAAGGCUAAUUCAGCUGUUAUGAGACAAGGGUUUGGGCAGUAACAUUAUUUUUCUGUGAAAAUGUUAUUUGCCCUUUUCAUAUAUUUCAUUAAGUCUCAAUUUAUGAUCUCUGGUCAGAUUUGCAUAAGAUUCCCUGUGCACCUGCUAAAGUGGAAGAUGUUAUACUUAUCAUUGUUUAUAGCAGUGAGACCAGCACUAGAGAUUAAACUUGCCCUUUUAAGUUAUUAAAAUAAACUUUUUUCAGUGCCACAAGUUUUAGAAUGCAUGUGUUGAAAUGAAUCUGACCUGCACAAAUGUACAGAUGGCCCUUGUUAACUCAUGGUUUCAUUAUCUGUGGUUUCAUGUAUCUGUAGCUGUUAAAAAGAGAGCAGACUUCAGUGGUAGCAGUUUUCACAUAUCUGUGGUUUGGGGCCAUUUUCUCAAACUCUGCAUAUAACAUGAAAGAUGAUGGGCAAAUUUUUGUAUGCAGAAAGUAUAUUUUUUCAAGGUCUCAUUACCUAUAGUAUCAUUAUCCACAGUUGCUAAACUGGAUUGGAAUCUUGCAAAUUUCCCAGUAGAGAGAGGGAAUCCCAUUAUUUCCUCCAGCUGUGCCUGAAGCACAUCACCCCCAAAUCAGUUGCUUUUCUCACUUUAAUUUCCACACUAAACUGGUGCCACAGCUUUUUAAAAUUCUGGUCCUCCCCCCCCCAUCCAAUUGUUUCAAAGAAAAUUCAGAUGUCUUUACUUGGUUUUGGACUUUUUACACCAAACUUGGCCCUCUGAAUAUUUGGGAACAGAGAUGCUGUUCCAUUAUUACAGAGGCCAAUUAGAUCAGGGGUCCUCAACUUUGGCAACUUUAAGACUUGUGGACUUCAACUCCCAGAAUUCCUCCAAAGCU
This is a messenger RNA of Crotalus tigris (Tiger rattlesnake), 9786 nucleotides long. RefSeq names its product spectrin repeat containing nuclear envelope family member 3 (gene SYNE3). Lineage: Eukaryota; Metazoa; Chordata; Lepidosauria; Squamata; Viperidae. Gene Ontology annotation, biological process: nuclear migration. Gene Ontology annotation, molecular function: actin filament binding. Gene Ontology annotation, cellular component: nuclear outer membrane; cytoplasm; meiotic nuclear membrane microtubule tethering complex. The record is from RefSeq and is a predicted model, not a curated record. The coding region runs from base 617 to 3460 and encodes 947 amino acids. The transcript has 18 exons.